AUGAUACAUUUAGAUGAGAAGCUUAUCUGUUUAUUAGAAUGGAUUAAGAAUACUCAAGAUGAGAAAUUACAACCUUCAACUCAUUCAUACAUUUCUCCUAAGAUUGAAGUUAGAGAUGUUAAAUCAUCAGGUAGAGGUAUUUAUACCAAUGAUAAAUUAAUUAAAUCAGAAUUAAUACUUAGAAUUCCACCUUCAUUCUUAUUAAAUACAACAACCGUAUUAUGUCAUCUCGCCAAAUAUAACAAUUCAAUCCCAAUUGCUGGUAAUAUUUAUACUCCAUUUGAAACUUUACAUGAUGAAUUUACUAUGAAAAUUUAUGAAAAAUUAUCACAUAAAGAAUUAUCUGAAUUAUCUUCAUUCCAAUUAUUGUCAUUGUAUAUAACCAUAGAGAAACAAAGAUUAGAUAAAUCAUUUUGGAAACCUUUCCUUAAUAUGUUACCCACAUUAUCAGAUUUUGAAAUGAUGCCAUUAGUUUGGAAAGUUAUCCACAAUAAUGACAAAUUGAUCAACCUCCUUCCAAAAUCAACUCAAAUCGCUGCCGAGAAAGUUUAUACCAGAUUCAUCAAUGACUACAAGAUAGUUUCGGACCUCGUCCAAUCCAAAUGUGACACCGAUCCUGACAAUCUUGUCCCUAAAGAACUGUUCCUCCUCUCCUGGAUAUGUAUAAAUUCCCGUUGUUUAUACAUGUCACUCCCCACAAGUAAAUCAACCAGCGACAACUUCACCAUGGCUCCUUAUGUCGAUUUCUUGAAUCACUCUUGUGAGAAUCAUUGUACACUCAAAAUAGACGGUAAAGGAUUCCAAGUCCUAACCACCACAGCAUAUGACCAUGAUGAACAAGUAUAUUUGAGUUAUGGUCCUCAUAGUAAUGAUUUCUUACUUUGUGAAUAUGGAUUCGUUAUUGGCAAUGACGAGAAUAAAUGGAAUGAUUUAGAUAUUUCAGAAUAUCUUAUUCGACUUAUGAAACCGACACAAAUUGAAUUCUUGAAGGAAUAUGAUUAUUAUGGAGAUUAUACUAUGACUAAAGAUGGGAUAUCGUUCAGGACAGAAGUUGCACUUGCUGUCGUUCAAGAAAGAAUACCGAAAGAGUCAAGAAGAUUGAUGGGGUUGAUUAAUGGGAUAACUGACGGGAAUGCAUAUAAGACCCAUUCAUCUUUAUUGCUUAAAGCUAUAUUGGAUAAGGUUAUAGUGGAAGCGGAAAAUCAUAAGUAUUUGGAAUUUAAUGACGAUUCAGAUUUAAUGAACCGAGAAAGAAAGAAAGCUAUUGGAGUGUUGUAUAAUGAUAGAUUAUUUGUUGCAAAGAAUGUAUUGCAGUCUUUAGAAAUAUAG
This is a messenger RNA of Hemisphaericaspora subhashii, 1329 nucleotides long. RefSeq names its product protein-lysine N-methyltransferase. NCBI's taxonomy places the organism in Eukaryota, Fungi, Ascomycota, Pichiomycetes, Serinales, Debaryomycetaceae. The record is from RefSeq and is a predicted model, not a curated record. Gene Ontology annotation, molecular function: protein binding; protein-lysine N-methyltransferase activity. The transcript has a single exon. Gene Ontology annotation, biological process: peptidyl-lysine monomethylation; peptidyl-lysine trimethylation. Bases 1 to 1329 code for a protein of 442 amino acids.